GGGGGAGUGACUACAGUUGCAGGGUCUAUAUAUUGGGAUGUUUUGUGCGGUGGGAUUACGCGAAUGAGAGCACAGAAGGAGUCACCGCGGCAGGAUUACUCUCCCCGGCCAUACACGCCACCAUGGAUUCGUGCUUCUGCGCCCUUUGCGUGACUUUCGUGCUGGCGUCUUUUGGCCGCGGGUCAGGUGCGCUGGGCCCGGUGAUCAAGUGCGAGCCGUGCGACUAUGGCGCGCGCCUGUCCUGCAAACCUCUGCCCAAGGACUGCGCAGAGAGAGUCCGAGAGCCGGGCUGCGGCUGCUGCCUGACGUGCGCGCUCAGUUUCGGCCAGCCGUGCGGCGUGUACACGGGCAGAUGCGGCGCCGGGCUCGCCUGCCAGCACCAACCAGGCGAGACCAGACCGCUGCAGGCGCUUCUGGAGGGACGAGGGGUCUGCGCCAACGCCACGAGCGCUCGACGCCUCGUGGACAGACCGACGCCUCCCGUCAAUGAACUGCCAGAGACCAUCGAGACUCCGGACGAGGAGCACAACUCUACCGGUGGCGUCUUCCAGAACACGCACAGUGCACAUAGCAGACCCACGGGACCCGUGAAACCUGCGCUUAACCCCUUCCCGCCCUCUGCCAAGGCUGAAAUCCUACGACGGGAGCAGCAGAAGAGAAUUAAAAGCUUUAAAAUGGAGGACGUGCCUGGACCACUCCUGACAGACCAACAGAACUUCUCCCUGGAGAUCAAACCGGAGCCUGAGUAUGGUCCCUGUCGGCGAGAGCUCGAGAGCAUCCUCGGCAGCCUCAAGAUUACGGACACACUCAACCCUCGAGGUUUCCGCAUACCAAACUGCGACAAGAAAGGCUUUUAUAAGAAAAAGCAGUGCCGUCCAUCCAAGGGCAGAAAGCGAGGCUUCUGUUGGUGUGUGGACAAAUACGGGCAGCCCUUGCCAGGUUUCGAUGGGAAGGAGCGAGGAGUCGCCCGACACGUCAGCUCGCAAAGCCAAUAGGAGCCCAAGUGGGACUUGAGGGAGGGGGAGGGCGAAAGAUCUGUAAACAAGCAGAGACACCGAGGAUAUUGGGAGAGAGGCGAUAUGUGGAUGUUUGCUCUCUCUAUCUGCGGGACCUUUUUGUACAAGGAACCAGAUGGAUUCUUCACAAAAGUUUCUGACAAUGAAGACUCGGGCGAUUCAUGUCCUAAGCCGAUGGAACGCACAGAUGUGCUGCCAUAAUAAUUAAGAUUAUUAUGAACUUGCACACCGGUCACACUUUUGGGGGGGUGGGGGUUGAAAUCAUCAGUUUGAUGCCAGCAUAAAAGUUUCUGAAUUAAGAAUUGUCCUUCUGUCUAGGAUCUUCUUCCGACUGAGUCCCCUAUGGCCGAAUUCCCAAGUCAGAGUUGGGCCAAGUAUGAGUUCUGGAAUUUUGAGCAAAAUGGCCGACUUGCUAUUCAUUUUUACGCAUCAGUCUUCGAUGCAUACAUUUAUGCAUCCAUCGCACUUUGUAUUGAUCGUUGAAAGUGGCACUUCAAACUUUCUGAGGGGUGCUAGUGCCUUCGGUCAUGGGGGCGGUUCUGGGGGGGCUGGCGCUCAUAUUCAGGCCUCCUAAAAUACCACCAUUUUGACCAAGAUUCAAGCAUGUUAAGCCCCCCCCCCCAAAAUAGUCAAUUUAAUAACAUCAAACAUCAAUUCUAGGAGGGCCUUCACACUGCCUGGUGCUUCAACCCAACUAAUUACAAACAUGCUUUUACAUUCAUACGUUAACCAGCAAGUCUGCCUGUUCAAUGCAUAGCCCAUCACAACAUUUAGCACAGCAAUCUAGGUUACUGCUAAUAUUUAAAUCAAUAUAAGUUAGAAAGAAAAAUACUGCAACUCCUUCGUUCUGGUAGCCAUUGUGUCGGUCAGGUUGUUGGAUAGUACUCUGUAUGGGUGAGUAUUCAAAGACUGAGUAGUGGUCCUGGUAUCGGUCUGGGAAAAGAAAAGUGCUAUCGAACAUCCCUAUUCUCUCUUUUGAUCGUCGCUGAACAAGCGCGCCAUUUCUUUCUUGCAAAAUAGUGCUUGCCUCAUGUUUGUAUUGAUCAUUGGCUUGUGUACAGCGUAUGUUGUGAUGGCUUAACAGGACAUAUUUUUGUAAGCUUGUUGAAAAUGUGUGGCAAAGCCUGCUUGAGGUAAAUAUGUCGUUUGCAUGUACAGUACAAGGGCAAACCCUCAAAGGUCUAUUUUUACCUAAUAAAGGCACAAUGAAAUUA
This is a messenger RNA of Hippocampus zosterae (dwarf seahorse), 2230 nucleotides long. Its product is annotated as insulin-like growth factor-binding protein 3. Gene Ontology annotation, biological process: regulation of insulin-like growth factor receptor signaling pathway. Lineage: Eukaryota; Metazoa; Chordata; Actinopteri; Syngnathiformes; Syngnathidae. The record is from RefSeq and is a predicted model, not a curated record. Bases 123 to 995 code for a protein of 290 amino acids. Gene Ontology annotation, molecular function: insulin-like growth factor II binding; insulin-like growth factor I binding; fibronectin binding. The transcript is spliced from 4 exons. Gene Ontology annotation, cellular component: extracellular region.